AAACGUGCUUAUAGACAACUGCCAUAACUACGCUUGGCCUAUGGAUAAUAUCGUGCUUUCGAAUGCUGUUGAAGAUGACGAAUUCCCCUCUUUACCGGUUACUCCGUGCAAACCUCCACCCUCCAAAAAAACCAACAUGAACUCUCACAUCGUGGCUACCCUCUCCUUACUCAUCAACUCCAGGUGUGACGCCAUUGAGAAAAUGGUAGGCCCGAACACCAUGGUUAUUGAAGGCUUGAAAAAAACUGUGGAGUUUGCAUGUGGUGAAAUCAAGGAUGUGAAAACGAGUGACAAAAGUUGAAAAAAGUGUGGAAAAGGUGGAAAAGAAUAACAAUGUCUACCAUAGACGUCUCACUGAUCUGGAACAAUAGACAAGAAGAUGGAACCUGAGACUCUACGGCUUGCCAGAGGUGGAGAAUGAAGAUGUGCGAGGAGAGGCUAUCCACAUCUGCAAAGAAGUUAUCCCUGCAGAGAAGAACAAAGUUGGUGAUACCAUCGACGUUGUGCAUCGCCUCGACAAGUUGCAACAGGGGUAUUCAAGACCAAGGGGUAUCAUCAUCCUCUUCACUGCCAGAUUGUACAGGGAUGCUGUCUGGAAAGCUUCUAGGAAGAACGCCUUCCUUCAGCGCCAUGGUAUGCGUUUCACCGAGCAUCUCAGCCCGGAGGACAUAGAAAGAAGGAAGAAGUUGUGGCCAACAAUCAAGAUAGCACGAAAUGAGGGAAAAACUGCUUACUUCGUCAGCGGUUCAGAAAUCCAUAUUCCUCCCUAAAAUCUCACCAGAAGGAACAGCUGAUCGUUGCAAAGAAGUGCAUCAAAUCCGUGACCAGCACCCCAACAAAAUCCCAGUAAUCAUUGAGCGUUAUAAGGGAGAGAAGCAGCUGCCUGUGUUGGACAAGACAAAGUUUCUUGUCCCUGACCAUGUCAACAUGAGCGAGUUAGUGAAGAUAAUCAGGCGCCGGCUGCAGCUCAACCCCACGCAGGCCUUCUUCCUCCUUGUCAACCAGCACAGCAUGGUGAGCGUCUCCACGCCCAUCUCCGAGAUCUACGAGCAGGAGCACGACGAGGACGGGUUUCUCUACAUGGUUUACGCCUCUCAGGAGACCUUUGGAUACUAAGGGAGUGAGGGAAGUCUGGUCAAAGAGAUCGGUGAGAUAGGAGGCACAGGGGUACAGAGAGAGGCGAGGUAGCGUUAGGUCAAACCCAGCUGUGUGUGUUUCUAUUUUGCCCCCCCGGAUGAUUGAGUUCCCUUAAGGAUAAUUAAACAGACACCACCAUGUCUUUUCAUGACACUAGUAGGUAAACAGGAACGCUAUGUGCAACUACCCCCCCCCCCCUUAUUCGUUGGAAGUACAUUUCUAUUAGUCUUUUUUUUCUUUAGUCAUAGGCUAGUGUUUUUGGCCCAUUGGUUUUGAUUUUAUAGUUCAUUAUUUUAUCUCCAACUGGGACCUGAUUUUUCAGAUCGAGUAGAACACUGUUAGUGGGGUUUUUUUUUGUUAGGUUUUGUCACACCUUUUUUACUUACGUGGUCAUAGGUGCUAUUGCCUAAACCAAUGGUUAUUAAUCUUGUCUUGAGUUUCCCCAAUAGUGACACAGCUUACUUUUCUGGCACAAGUCUGCCAAAAGUGCAAGUGAAUUAACUACACAACAAGACAUGCAAUUGCUCUACCAUAGGCUAAGCCAUCAAUAUCCCUGUACCUAAAUCUGCUAGAGCAUUGGGUAUUUUAGGUUGUUCUCCCCUCUCCUUCCAUUUAAGUACUGUUUAAUAAUCAAUCAGAUUAAUCAAAUUGGUUUGUCUGUCACCUUUAGCGGUUGACUGGUUUCAUGAGCAAGAUGACCAUCCGUACAGUCAUAACAGGUAGUGGUGGGUAUGUGUGUUGUGAUAUAAGCUAGUACUUAGAAUUGAGUAGUGGAAACAGAUGUAUAAUGUAGAAAUAAAUACGCUUCUUUGCACAUAUACAUUUAUACUAUUAUAAUAAGACUCAGUAUUGAAAAGAAAUAAAUGACUAACACAUUUGAUUCUUUUGUAUCUGAUAUUCUCUCCUUUAGAACACUGUUCUGUACGUAUGCCUUUGGUAAAAUGACUUUUGAAACUGGGUUUGUGAUGCACUACAUACCUUGCAUGUUUUUCAUAGUUUUUUUUGUAUUGAUUUUGGCAAUAGAUACAAUUAUUGUAAGUGUAUUAAAACAUUUAUUUUUAGAACUGUUUCCAAACCAAAAAUUGAAAAUGUAUGUUAACAAUUGUGUGUGUGUGUAUAAACCAUAAAAUACUGAAGUUGUGUUAUUUAAAUUCCUCAAUUGUAACUAAUUUCAAGGAGUAUAGCAUUGCUUCAAAUUCAUUUUAAGCAUUCGCUAAUAAAGCAAUUCGAAAUUUAAA
Molecule: messenger RNA, 2375 nt
Organism: Oncorhynchus kisutch (coho salmon)
Lineage: Eukaryota; Metazoa; Chordata; Actinopteri; Salmoniformes; Salmonidae
Gene: map1lc3a
Product: microtubule-associated protein 1 light chain 3 alpha
Exons: 4
Coding region: 715-1116 (133 amino acids)
Source: RefSeq, a predicted model, not a curated record